CUGACAUAGAACGCAGACAGACUGUAGUAGCAUUUCCGCCGAAGUCUUCCACGAUAGCCCCGUUCAGUGACGGAUAAUUGGUGCGGUUGCCAUCGGUUUUUUCGGGAAACGUCAGUGAAAUGUAGCAGAUUGUGGAUUAAAAUAGUUGGAAUUUGUCCCUGUGACAAAAACGACACAGGUUUCAUUCUGAAGAGAAGGUGUGUUUCAGUUCUUGACUCAUAGCCUACUGUAUAUUCCCUACCGCCGCCAAUCAGACUCCUCCAGGCUGUAUAUGACAGAGAAGAUGACUGCGAGCACAGCCAACUACCUGUGGUCUCUGGGAGAUGUGCUUGGUCAGGGGGCCACAGCCAGCGUCUACAAAGCCCGCAACAAGAGGACAGGGGAGCAGGUUGCGGUGAAGGUGUUUAACCAAUUGAGCUACAGCCGUCCGUAUGAGGUUCAGAUGAGAGAGUUUGAGAUGCUCAGGAGACUCAACCACAACAACAUCGUCAAGCUCUUCUCUGUGGAGGAGCUGAACAGUAAACAGAAGGUGUUGGUGAUGGAGUAUUGUUCAGGAGGCAGUCUGCUCAGUCUGCUGGAGGAGCCAGAGAACGCCUUCGGUCUGCCAGAGACAGAGUUCCUCAUAGUACUACAGUGUGUGGUGCAAGGGAUGAACCAUCUGCGUGAGAACGGGGUGGUGCACCGGGACAUUAAGCCUGGGAACAUCAUGCGUCAGGUGGGAGAGGACGGGAGUUCCGUCUAUAAGCUAACAGACUUCGGAGCGGCCAGAGAGCUAGAGGAUGAUGAGAAGUUUGUCUCCAUCUAUGGAACAGAGGAAUACCUGCACCCAGACAUGUAUGAGCGUGCAGUACUGCGUAAGCCCCAGCACAAGGCCUAUGGUGUGAGUGUUGACCUGUGGAGUAUUGGAGUGACGUUUUACCACGCUGCCACCGGUACUUUACCCUUCACACCCUACGGAGGACCCCGCAGGAACAAACCCACCAUGUAUAAGAUCACCAAAGAGAAGCCGGUAGGGGCCAUUGCUGGAGUCCAGAGGGUCAACGACGGACCUAUAGAGUGGAGCUACCACCUACCACACAGCUGCCUGCUCUCAAAGGGUCUGAGGGGUCAGCUAGUGCCAGUGUUAGCUGGUAUACUGGAGGCAGACCAGGAGAAGUGUUGGGCAUUUGACCAGUUCUUUUCUGCCACCACAGACAUACUACAGAGAGUCUCAGUCUAUCUUUUCUCCCUGCAACAGGCCACAGCUCACCGCUUAUACAUACACCACUACAACACGGCGGCCAUCUUCUGUGAGGAAGUGGCAUCUCAGACGGGGGUGGGGCUGGAGAAACAGCACUUCCUGUUCCUGGGUCAUGACCUUUCCCUGGAGGGCUCUAUGAAGGUGGUCAACUUCCCCCCUACCUCGCCCUCCCAGCCGCUACUGCUGCUCAGCCGCACUCCAGAGACACACGCUGGCCUCCCAUACAGAGAACCUGAGAUGCCCAACAUCCCAUCCCGGUUUGACGUUGUGUCAGACUACUCUUUCUCCAAGUUGAUAGUAGGAGUGGUCCAUCAGUACCUGAGGAUAGUGCGUUCCUUACACACACACAGAGAGCUGUUCAUACAUGGAUACUACAGCUACAUAGAGAAGGUGCGUAGGGAGUGUGGUGACGCGCUGCUCAGUAUCAGCAUGGUCAACAUGAGACUGCAGUCCUGCCUCAGCUCUGAGCACAGACUACACACACUAGGACAGUUCCCCCUGGAAGCCCCAGACUCCACUGAUGACAGCAAGAAGCUGCGACUGAUCAGGGAGAACCUGCCAGUGUACGCCGGAGGGAUCCGGGAAUUCCAGACCCGUCUAGAACACCUGCACAUAGAACUGGCCAAACACUCUGAGAGUCUGGCUGAGGACAAGAGCAUCCAGAAGAUGGAGGUCCUCCUGGAGAAGAUCAUGGCCAUCCACCAGCAGUACCGCAAGGACCGACUGACUGGAAAACUUGCCUACAAUGAUGAGCAGAUACACAAGUUUGAGAAGAUCCACCUGUCGUCCCAUAUAAAGCGCGUGAAGGGUCUGUUUAGAGAGGAAUGUCUACAGAAGUAUCGAGACCUGCUGGCCUCAGCAUCGACCUGGAGCAGUGUUCUCCGUGAGAUGCAGUGCAGGCUGUCAGACUUUGGCAAUUUCUCCCGAGGGCUGAUGGGGGACCUGGAGAUGUGUGAGGAGCGCCAGAACAAGUUCCUGGACAGAGUCCUGCUCAGAGCCCAACCAGGACCAGGGGGUCAGGAGGCCACACCCAGGGAGAAGGAACACAUGGUCCUCAGGUGUGUGUGUGUGUGUGUGUUAUGUGCCUGGCUGCAUGUGCGUGUAAACCCCUGUGUUUUAUCAUUGUGUGUCCAGGAUGCACCGACUAAAGGAAGAGAUGGAGAUAGUGGUGAGAGAGUUACAAUCCAACAACAGCGUCAUUGAGAGUCUGGGAGCUGUUAACUCUGCAACCAUGCUGGAGCCUGAUCUACCCAGACCCAUCGGACUGUGACCAGACAACCACUCACACACUCUCAGAAAGAGAGAGCGAGAGAAGAUGGCUCUUGUGACAUAUUCCAAAUACAAACCUCAUCAUUGUCUUGAAUGUUAUAGUUGUUCUACUAGACUGUCAUUGUGUGAUAGACUGUUAUGGUAAAAUAAUUGAAUGUCUCUGUCUUACUCAGCUGCUUUGGAAGUCACUGGCCUUGUCUCCUCUAAUCUCCAUAGUAACAACGUUAACUGGAGAAUUCUUAAUGGCAAACUAACGUAAUAAAUAUCGACAUCUGCC
Molecule: messenger RNA, 2786 nt
Organism: Coregonus clupeaformis (lake whitefish)
Lineage: Eukaryota; Metazoa; Chordata; Actinopteri; Salmoniformes; Salmonidae
Product: inhibitor of nuclear factor kappa-B kinase subunit epsilon
Exons: 20
Coding region: 272-2443 (723 amino acids)
Biological process (GO): peptidyl-serine phosphorylation
Cellular component (GO): cytoplasm
Molecular function (GO): protein serine/threonine kinase activity; ATP binding
Source: RefSeq, a predicted model, not a curated record